CCUUGCCGCCAUUUUGUUGUGGCCGCCGGGCGGGCUGUUUCCGGGUUGGAAGGCCCUCAGCAGAGAGACCUUCUGAAGGAAGCUGACUACGGGAAUUGCAACCCUGGAAGGAUGCUGAGAAUGUGGUUAAACAAGUUUGGAGGAAAGCUUCAAACCGGUUUUAAGUUGAUGAGUGACCAAAAGUUAUCUUUACGCUGAGCCAGCAGGGAGUGGGACGAAGAUGCCAAUACCACCUCCCCCUCCCCCUCCCCCUGGACCACCCCCACCUCCGACUCUCAAUCAGGCUAACAUAGACCCUCCAAAAUUGAGCAGGGAUGAACAGCGAGGGAGGGGAGCCCUGUUACAAGAUAUCUGUAAGGGAGCCAAGUUGAAAAAAGUGACCCAAGUCAAUGACCGGAGUGCACCCAUCAUUGAGAAAUCCAAGGGCGGUGGUGGCUACAGCUCUGGUGCAUCUCCCCUGCAACCGAGAGGGGGCUUAUUUCAAGGUGGUGUCCCUAAGCUCAGACCAGUGGGAGUAAAGGACAAUUCAGACAGUCCCUCAGGGAAGCAGUCACUGCAGGUUCCUGGGACCAGAUCAGUUGCACCACGGCCUGCUGUUUCCUCCUCUAGCAGCCGGCACCAAGAUGACGCAGAUAAUAACCGGGCUUCUCCCCCUGAGCUUCCACGUACACAGAGACCUUCUUUACCUGAUCUCUCACGGCCUAAUAGUGCUAGCAGUGCUGGCAUGAAACAUAGUUCAUCAGCUCCACCGCCUCCACCACCUGGACGUCGAGCCAAUGCACCUCCUGCUCCUCCUUCCAUGCACAACAGCAAAGUACCUUCCUACAACCGUGAGAAGCCAUUGCCACCAACUCCAGGGCAGCGGCUUCCAGGGAAUCGGGAAGGCCCCCCAGCUCCUCCCCCCAUCAAGCCACCUCCUUCUCCAGUGAACCUCCGAACGGGACCAAGCAGCCAGGGCCAGUCUCUGGCACCACCUCCUCCACCUUACCGGCAGCCCCCUGGUGUCCCCAAUGGUCCAGCCAGCCCCACCAAUGAGUCAGCCCCUGAGCUUCCACAGAGACACAAUUCCUUGCAUAGAAAGACACCAGGGCCUGCAAGGGGCAUGGCGCCUCCUCCUCCCCCAUCAGCUUCCCCUUCUUUACAGAGCAGUAGGCCCCCACCUCCUGCCCGUGAUCCUCCAAGCCGUGGUGCAGCCCCUCCACCACCACCACCGCCCAUGAUCAGAAAUGGUGGGAGAGAUGCACCACCGCCUCCUCCCCCCUACAGAAUGCAUGGGUCUUCAGAUCCAACGAGCCGCGGGAAACCGCCCCCACCCCCCACCAGAACUCCAGUUGGACCACCCCCUCCACCCCCACCAAUGAGAAAUGGGCACCGAGACUCCAUCUCGACUGUUAGGUCUUUUUUGGAUGAUUUUGAAUCUAAAUACUCCUUUCAUCCAGUUGAAGACUUUCCAGCUCCAGAAGAGUUCAGGCAUUUCCAGAGAAUUUAUCCCAGUAAAACUAACAGAGCUACUCGCGGGGCUCCUCCUCUGCCUCCCAUUCCGAGGUGAAAAAUGGACAUCUUUGCACAGUACCGCGGAAAAUGGACCUGUGUUCUCAGAUUUCCCCCCUGCCUUCCAAUCCUUGAAAAAACCUGCAUGAAAAACACAUUCCUGCUAUAUUGAUCCCCUCCACCCUAAACGGUUGCAAAAGCCUGGACGAAUAUACCAUUACUCUCUUCCAUCUAUGCAUUUCACUCAAAAGGACAUCUGUUAUCACAGCUGGGUGAGAAGCGUAUUCUGCAGCUCCACAUUGCUUUCUCAUUUCCUCAGCUUGUCCUGUCAUGGAGGGAGGGCCCCCAGUUCAUUCACCAUUACUGUUCAAGAACAAGGGCACCAUAGAUAUUCUCCAGCAAAGAAAGUCAAAUAGAACUGUUUUGGAACUGUGGUCCAAGUUGAAGCACCCAUUUGUAGAUACUUGCAUAGCAUAAGCAAGGGGAAUUGACGAUAUAUUGGAUGCAGGUGGGGAGCUCUGAUUUUUACAAGAUGCAACAUUAAAAAUACUACAUAGCUAUUCUAUUUUUUAAAUGCAAACACUACAUACUAACACAUUAUUAUAACUUGAAGAAAGGAGGGAUGAAAAACAAGUAUCAGCAGCAUAUUUCAGAGCAAUCUUCUCAAUGAUGUAGCAGUAUCCUUCAUAGCACAAGAAAUACUUGGGAUGUUAGGCAAUUGCUCUGUUUUAAGCGGUAUUUUUGUCCUGCUGGUCUGGAGCCAUUGUCAUUCCCUGAAAGUCAAUUCUUCCAAAUGGCUGCUGGCACUCCAGUUGAAGCUGUCAUGACCCGUAAUCAUGUGUCUGUGCAUUGCAACAUAUACAGGCAUCAUGUAUGAAUAGAUUAUUACAUAUGGUGCCAUGCGUGCUAUAUAGAACUCUGGUUAGGGCUUGCAGAAGAGGAAAGGCAUACAGAAAACAUUGGUGGAUGGCCUAGUGUUGAUUACAGGCUGGAAGAGUGCAGCCAUAUAGUGUGCCCAGACAGUAAAUUUGUGGACUAGAUGGUGCAGCAGUGCAAGGCAAGAUGCACCUCACAUUGUUAUUUUAGGAUUUUGACAUAGACUGUUACGGUGACAGCUCUUUUCUUCAAGGAGAUCACAUCUCACGAAGAGAGGCACAGUUCUAUCUUACCUCUUUAUGUCAUUCUGGUGGCUCUGUUUUCAGUGUUCAUCCCUCCAUCAGCAAUCAUAUUUUGCCUUACCUUUUUUGUUUGGAGUGGCAAAUGAACAUUGGCUUGCUGCAUAUGCCACCAAGGUUAUCAAAUGGAGAAACAUUUGGCUUUAGUUUUGAACAGGCAAGUCCCUCCUGCUAUUACUGUGUUUGGUUAAAAAAUUAACUCUGAAAUGAUAAACCAGCUGUUCUAACUCAAAAGUAUUUACUAAUAGUUAAUAACCCAACCCAUCAAAGUUACUUUUAGAGGUCAGGGAUGCUAGAAAAAUGUCCCUUAUGAUUUGUUUCUUUUUGUCAGCUGUACAUCAGUAUAAACUUACAACAAUGUUCCAAAUUUAAUCUGGGUCUCUUGCAUUGUGGCUGUGAUCAGGAGAGGACUUCAUAGUGUUGGCCUUGUGUUUCAGGGCAGAAGAGAGCCUUUCCAUUUUUUUUCUCCUCUGCCUCUCUGUCUCCAUGGAUGUACAGCCUUCAGAGAAUUCACUGCUAGGCUGUUGACCAAUAGAAUGAAGUGCCCAGUCCAAGGUUGAGAACGACUAAUUUGGGCCUGGAGCUGAAGCAGUUUCACUUUCCUCUUACUCCUCUCCCAUUAAUAUUUUGUUCAAUUAUAACAUCAAUCCUAGCUGGCUAGUUGGUUAGGUUUUUGCCUUACACAGUACUUCUUUUAUGUGAUUGGUACCAGAUUUAUUAUAAUUGUGUGUAUUUACCUCUCGAAUAACAUGGGAAUAGGGAAAUACGUGUUAAAAUCAUAAAUAUUGAUCUAUUUUAUAUGUUGUAAAAAGUUUGUAGGCUUGCCAGCCAUACACUAUAAAAGUUCUUCACCUUCUGCUUUUAUUUUCCCCACCUUUUGAUGAUGGAAAUUCAUCUGUUUUUGUUUUGUUUUUUAGUUAAUGACCAGGCAGUCUCUCAUGUUGAGGGGCUAGUGCUUGGUUGGAGGCAUUUCUUCUUUUCUUCUGGAGGAAAAUUAAAUCUUACCUGGUAUACCUCACUGGGCAGAGAUGUUGAAUGCGCUAUGCAUUUGGGAUGGGGAUAGGGGUGUUUAAUUUUUUUUACUGUUACAUUCCUUGUAACAUUAGUUUUCCAGUAACUAAAACCUUUGUUUGGGAAGCAACUGUGAAGGGGGUUCCUAAGCUUGAAAUGGCAGUUGAAUGAAAAACGUAAUAAAAGAGGCACAUGUGUUGUACUUGCAUGUUUUGGGACAAAGUACUGCUUUAUUCCUCCAUUCCAUUUUUCCUCUUCUUGUAGGUUUGUUUGGUUUGUUCUGUCUGGCUGGGAGGGAUGUGUUUGCUUUUCUUGCUGAUCAAGAGUGUUUGUACAAAGGGAAGUUAAUGCACACAGACAUUUUCCAAUUUCACCCUUUCCCAAAAGCUCAGGGCAGGUUUAUACAGCAUUUCAAACAAAUAAACAAUGCUUAGACUGAUAACUACUAUUGAGAUGAUGUCACUUUGUUCUCACAAGUCAGAGGAAGACUCUGCCAAAAUGUGUUUGAGCUUAAAGAUUGUUGCCAUUCUUUGUGGUCAGAGACUCUGAGCCAGCCAGUAUAAUUAGAUUGAUACCACUUAAUUGUUUUCCCUUGGCCAUGCCAUUUCAGGUUGAGGGAGAAGGAAAUGAAUGCUUGAGGACUGACACCAUCUAAAAAGCUCUUCUUACUUAGAAUAACAGCCAGAAAAACAUACCAUUCUUGGUAUUAAAACACCUGUCCUGUUUUGUUAUCCGAAAUAGUAAUACAGGAUAAGCAUUUAUUUUUAUGAAUAUAUCUGAUCCUCUCUGAAUAAACCAAGGAAUGGCAUUCCAAGAUACUAAUUUUGUAGCACCUGAUAUAAUUCCUAUAGCUCAGUGGUUCUCAAUCUAGGAUUCCCAGGUGUUUUUGGCCUUCAAAUGAAGUGCCCAGUCCAAGGUUGAGUAAACUGGCUGGGAUUUCUGAGAGUAGUAGGCCAAAAUCAUUUGGGGACCCCAGGUUGAGAAUCACUGCUGUAGUUGCUCUGUUGAGAUUGUUUCUAGGCUUCAAGUUGGACUGUAACCUGGACAUACAUCUCAUAGAGCAAAACUUCCUGGUUUCAAAAAAGUUCUGCAGAUUUAGAUCCUUGGUCUAAACAGGCAUGAGCAAACUUCGGACCUCCAGGUAUUUUGGACUUCAGUUCCACAAUUCCUAACAGCAGGUAGGCUGUUGGUAAUUGUGGGUUUUGAAGUCCAAAACACCUGGAGGGCCGAAGUUUGCCCAUGCCUGAUCUAAAGGAUAAAAUUAAAAUAUCUACAAGCCUUUAGUUGUGGAAUGCCUCUAAGACAGACUGCAUUUUGAGAUGUACAAUUAGAGAACUGGCCACAAGUGGCUUUUAUUUGAUGCUGUGUGCAAUUGUAAACAAUGUUCUAAUGUGGUUCUGGGUACAAAUAUGCUCCCAGAGAGCAUAUCUAGCCCCUGUAUUAUAGAGAAAUUCUUGGAAACUCAAAUUGUAUUGGUGGUCCUCAGAAAGGAUUGCACAGUUCAUUCAUCUCAUGGUUAACAAAAGUAGAAUAAAUUGUUUGGAACAGUAAAUGCAAAAACAGAAUUAAUGUGAAAUCACAGAAACUGGCUUAAUUCAAAUGAUGCGCAGGCUACAGAAAUCCACAUUUCACGUGAUGAGGGUUAGAAAUACCCUGGUUCAGUUUUUUUUGUAGUGUGAGCUAUAUGUUGCAAUCCCAGUAGACAUGUGCUGCAAAUGAAUGGUGAAACAUCAAUGUGCCAGGGAACAGGUAUCUGGAGAAAAGUGUGUGUGUGAUUGAAUGGCAAGUUCUUCAAGUUUCACUCACUGUGCCUUACCCUUAAAAGAGGUGUGUGUGUGUGUGUGUGUGUGUGUGUGUGUGUGUGUGUGUGUUUUGGGACGGGAAUCACUUUCAACCUGCUGUCUCUCAUAAGCUUGUAUACACUGUAUUUGCUGACUUUGAUGCUUUUGUUUAUCACUAACAUCUUUGACUAGAGAAACACUAUUACUCAUGUGUCUCGAAGAACCAGAAUAUGGAUCACAUGCAACUAGGAACUCUCUUGAUAAGGUAUUUGGGAAGUUUUUGUCUUCUAAAUCUCUGUUAUGACAUCUUUUCUGCAGAUAAAAUGACCACAAAGAUUUUGUGCAAGCCUCAGUCCCACAAACUGAGCUACCAUCAUGAGCACAGAUGGUUUUCCUGUUGGGAUCCUUGUAUGAAUAAAGCACAUGAGUGGUUUUAUAGUCAUACCCCCUACCUAAUUUUUCCCCUUAGUGGCACCUGCAGAUUUCUUUUAAAGUUCAUUGUCAAUGGGUAUAAAUGUAAGAUGUGAGUGAACAGAAAAAGAUGCCUGCAGUUAGGCAGCAGUGAGUAGCUAUGUUGCAAAAAUCAAAGUUCACUGGUUACAGCUCUGAGCAAAAUAUGUAGAUUUUCAGAAUCUGCUUCUCUUCCUCCUGAGUCUAUAUACCUUUUAUCACAAUCUUAACUUUAACUUUAUUUCUAGCUAGCAAAUUACUAGCCUCAGUUGAUAUUACAACAAUGAUAUCUACAGAAAUCUCUAGAAAAUCUGGUUGAAGAGAGAAAAGAGGGGACUUAAUUUUCACUCCCUACCUACUAUGUUUGAUGGUGCCUCUUUUAUUGAUUCACUAUUUUGGAAAACACUGUACCUGACCCACAGUAAGUGAUGCUGUCUCUACUGAAAGUGUAACUACAUCCAUUGAUGCACAAUCGAAUCUAUGUCCAUGAUCUAAUAAAUUAAUCAAAUACAAA
Anolis carolinensis (green anole) is the source of this 6422-nucleotide messenger RNA. RefSeq names its product WAS/WASL interacting protein family member 2 (gene wipf2). The transcript has 9 exons. Gene Ontology annotation, molecular function: actin binding. The coding region runs from base 221 to 1549 and encodes 442 amino acids. The record is from RefSeq and is a predicted model, not a curated record. NCBI's taxonomy places the organism in Eukaryota, Metazoa, Chordata, Lepidosauria, Squamata, Anolidae.